Messenger RNA from Anopheles arabiensis, 2123 nucleotides. RefSeq names its product serine protease grass-like. The record is from RefSeq and is a predicted model, not a curated record. The transcript has 5 exons. Bases 163 to 2001 code for a protein of 612 amino acids. NCBI's taxonomy places the organism in Eukaryota, Metazoa, Arthropoda, Insecta, Diptera, Culicidae. Gene Ontology annotation, biological process: proteolysis. Gene Ontology annotation, molecular function: serine-type endopeptidase activity.
GUCGGACACUUGAAGCAAGUGCCUCUCGGGUCGGGAGAAAACUAGUUACGUUCUUAGUCCCGCCGUAGACCUCGUGCAAGCUGCACGAUUGUGAGACGUUUGAACGAUCGAUCGUAUCGAUCGUGUGUGGACACGAACGUGUCCGUGUUUGGUGAUUGCAGUAUGAAGCUCCUUUGUUUGUUGAUGAUUCUUAGCGUCUGCGUGAAGAUCAGUCAUCAAAAAACGUCCCCAUGUCCGGCGGUGUUUUCGUACGAUGAGCGGGACGAUACCCAUGACACCUGGUUCGGUACGAUACGUCUAAAGAGCAAUGUACCCCUGUACGGUAUCUUUGUGGACAUUAUCUUUUCCUCCCCGGUGCUGGCAUUUGGGACAUUCCUGCGACAGCACAACACGGACGAUAACGUGCACUUCCACAUCAUGGACAAAUCGUACCGCGUGCGGGCGGGUGAGGUCGUGAUUGUUAAGUUCUACGUGCGUUACGCACCGGACAGACCGGUUCCAUUGCUGCGUCAGAUCCGGUUCAAUGGACAAAACAUUUGUACCGAAACGCGUCAAAAUCCGGUGCGUACGAAUGUACGCCCCGCCGGAACGAGCUAUGGCAAUGCGCACGUAGCAACAUCCUCUGAAACCGACGAUAUCAUUGCCGAUGUCUACACACCACCCGUAGUACAACCGAUCAAUUCCCACGUAGCGCAUGCUCCCGUAGAAUCCCAGGUACAGCCGUUGUACUCCUCUAGUGCGUCGAGCUCGUCACGCGGUGGUACGGUGACCACCCGAGCUACUGAUGCCCACCACAAUCCCGCACACACUGGCGAAGUGUAUCCAUCACGAUUCAGUACCGAUGACCACGUGGAACACUCGUCUAGCACGUCCGGAAGUGGGGACGGGAAGGAUCACGACUCGGAUCGUCAGCGCAUAGCGAACAGGAGGAUCACUACAACGACCACUACCUUCCGACCAAUAGCCGAGGAGCGUAUAUGGAACCAACCGUCGCAAAGAUCUAUUCCAUCCGAGCCGACAAGCCCACCAAAGCGUGUUUCGACCGUUCCACUGAUCGCCGACAAAGGCUUCACCACACUAGCGCCCAUCGCUCGCAGUACUACCGCUGGUGGCACUAACCGGGACCAGUACUUUGCCGGUGAUUACGCCUUCCUGCAGCACGAAAGUACACCCAAAGCCGGCCAAACGCACUACAUCAACAAGUACGAGGGAGACAUCUGCGGUACGGUUGUGCCGAAAGCGAAUCCCCUCGUAACGCACGGCACGGUGUCGGAGCGGGGCCAAUUCCCCUGGCACGGUGCACUGUACCGCAGUACGGUGACCGAGCUGAAGUAUCUCUGCGGGGCAACGCUGAUAUCGCGCCGGGCUAGCAUCACCGCGGCGCACUGUGUGACGCUGGAGAAAAGCUCCAAACCGGUCGAUGCGGGCAGUUUGCUGCUGUACUUCGGCAAGAUCGAUCUGAGCAAGUGGAACGGGCCGGAAGAGGACGCCCAGAUCCGGUCGAUCCACAUACCGGCCCAGUAUCAGCACGAACGGUUCUUCAACGACAUUGCCGUGCUGGUGCUGAAGGAGGACAUCAAGUACAGCAACUUCGUGCGACCCGUUUGUUUGUGGAACUUUGACGACGACUACAAGACGCUGAUCAACAAGAUCGGGUUCGUGCCGGGAUGGGGGUAUAAUGAGCAUGGGCUGGUCAGUUCGCGGCUCUCCUUCGCCCAGAUGCCGGUGGUGGCGCACGAAACGUGCAUCUGGUCGAACCGGGACUUCUUCAGCAAGGUCACCUCGGACACGUCGUUCUGUGCCGGAUUCAAGAAUGGCACUUCCGUGUGCAACGGUGACAGUGGCGGCGGCAUGGUGUUCAAGCACAACAACCUGUGGUACCUGCGGGGCAUAGUGUCGGUCAGUGCGGCGCUCCAGGAUCGGUUCCACUGCGACUCGAAGCACUACGUCGUGUUUACCGAUGCGGCCAAGUUUACGUCCUGGAUCAAGGGACUCAUGUAGCAGGUAGCGCAGGCAAGCGCGCGCGAUAGGAGAGUAGUAAUGUUAGUGAAACCAAUGUAGAGUUACUACAGCAAUAUGUACAAUAGUGAGCGCAAUAAAGCAUGUAAUAUGUCUUAAUCUAG